AUGGAACCCAAAAAUCCCUUUGGGGUCUGUGAUGCAGCUGCAACUUUCCAACCCCUUCUGCAAACGCCACAAAUCCAGUUAUUCCCAAAAUAUUGUAAUAUAUGCUUAGAUUACAUACUUGGCUUCGCGAAAGAAAAAACCAUACGAGUUCCACCGAUUGAUCAUUGUUUUCAUAAGUGCAAUGAUGAUGGUUCGAGUUCAUUAGAUUCAGCCGCCUCACCAUUCCUGACUAAAGUACAAGGUAUGGAACAGUCAUAUGUAGAACGACUUCCUCAGCCACUUUUGAGUCCAUCUAGUUUUCGCUUUCUCAUUCUGCAUGGAAAUUAG
Messenger RNA from Echinococcus granulosus, 327 nucleotides. RefSeq lists its product as hypothetical. The transcript has 2 exons. The record is from RefSeq and is a predicted model, not a curated record. Lineage: Eukaryota; Metazoa; Platyhelminthes; Cestoda; Cyclophyllidea; Taeniidae. The coding region runs from base 1 to 327 and encodes 108 amino acids.